This is a messenger RNA of Helianthus annuus (common sunflower), 1739 nucleotides long. Its product is annotated as methionine gamma-lyase. Gene Ontology annotation, biological process: transsulfuration. The transcript has 2 exons. The record is from RefSeq and is a predicted model, not a curated record. Gene Ontology annotation, molecular function: carbon-sulfur lyase activity; pyridoxal phosphate binding. The coding region runs from base 184 to 1536 and encodes 450 amino acids. Gene Ontology annotation, cellular component: cytoplasm. NCBI's taxonomy places the organism in Eukaryota, Viridiplantae, Streptophyta, Magnoliopsida, Asterales, Asteraceae.
AUGACGGUACAAAACUUCCCCACGUGUCUUCAAUAAAAAAAGUGACCAGAUUCACUGUACUAGUCACCCCUUAGUUACCAACUUACCAUUUUCUUGGACCAAAUUCACCUCAGACACUCUAUAAAACCCGACCCAAAAUCGUCAAUCAUUCAUCAACUUUCACAAAUAAUUUUUCACUUAUCAAUGGCAGAAGCAAUUCAACCCACCAACCUUUUCUCUUCAAAGAAACGAACCAACCCCGACGACUCCAAUCGCGACGACGAUAAUUUCGUCGCAAAAAAACCCGCAACAAAACCCUCAUGGGAAGACCCAGCAUCAGCCUUAGCCAAUGCUCGUCACGAGUUCGGCGAACACGGCGGCGUUAACAUGUCCAUCGAAGCCUCCGCCACCUUCACCGUCAUGGAACCGGAGACUCUCAGCCGCAUGUUCGCCGGAGAGUUAGGCCCAGAUCGCGACUUCUUCAUCUACAGCCGCCAUUUCAACCCGACAGUGCUCAACCUCGGACGCCAGAUGGCGGCGUUAGAGGGAACUGAAGCGGCGUAUUGUACGGCUAGUGGCAUGUCGGCUAUAUCGUCGGUUUUGUUGCAGCUUGUUAGUAGUGGGGAUCAUGUGGUGGCGUCACAGACGCUUUACGGUGGAACUCAUGCGUUACUUACGCAUUUUCUUCCUAGGUCGUCGAAUAUUACGACGUCGUUUGUUGAUAUUAGGGAUUUGGAGCAGACUAAGGCGGCGAUUGUUGAAGGGAGGACUAAGGUUUUGUACUUUGAAUCUAUGUCCAAUCCUACGUUGACUGUCGCUAAUAUUCCGGAGCUUUGUAGAAUUGCUCAUGACAAAGGUGUGACUGUGGUGGUUGAUAAUACUUUUGCCCCGAUGGUCGUUUCUCCGGCGAGACUUGGUGCUGACGUUGUGGUUCAUAGUAUCUCGAAGUAUAUUAGCGGUGGUGCCGACAUAAUUGCCGGGGCUGUUUGUGGUCCAGCUAGUUUUGUGAACUCACUGAUGGACCUUCACCAAGGGGCCCUAAUGCUACUAGGCCCAACAAUGAAUGCCAAGGUUGCUUUUGAGUUGUCUGAGAGAAUCCCUCACUUGGGCCUCCGGGUCAAAGAGCAUUGCCAUAGGGCUUUAGUCUAUGCCCAAAGAAUGAAGAAAAUGGGCCUCAAGGUCAUCUACCCGGGCCUCGAAGACCACCCUGAUCACCAUCUUUUGAAGUCCAUCUCGAACAAGGAGUAUGGUUACGGUGGGAUGCUUUGCUUGGACAUGGAAACCGAAGCCCGAGCUAAUAAGCUGAUGAAUCUGUUGCAGAACCAGACCCAAUUUGGGCUCAUGGCGGUUAGUCUUGGCUACUAUGAGACCCUCAUGUCUUGUUCGGGUAGCAGCACAAGCAGUGAAAUGAACCAAGACGAGAAGGCGCUGGCUGGAAUUUCACCUGGCUUGGUUAGAAUGUCGAUCGGGUACAGUGGGACCCUUGAACAACGAUGGGGUCAGUUUGAGAAGGCUCUCUCGAGACUUCAAGAUUCGAGCUUGUUCUCGAAGAAUUGAGAUUUUAAUAUGAAUGUAAACAAUCUCAGUUCUUAAUUAUGCUUCAUGUUGGACUGUAUUAAUGUUUGAUCAGUGUCUUAAACUAAGCCCAUAAUGUUUAUGUUUUUAGUCUAUGUGCAUUGUAUUGAUGAAAGGGUUGCUUAGUUGUGACCAUUCUGUUUGGCAUUAGAUCAUCAAUGAUAUAAGUUCGUUUCUUAAUUUUC